Messenger RNA from Lacerta agilis (Sand lizard), 1853 nucleotides. RefSeq names its product olfactomedin-like. NCBI's taxonomy places the organism in Eukaryota, Metazoa, Chordata, Lepidosauria, Squamata, Lacertidae. The transcript has 5 exons. Gene Ontology annotation, biological process: signal transduction. The record is from RefSeq and is a predicted model, not a curated record. The coding region runs from base 6 to 1853 and encodes 615 amino acids.
GCAAGAUGACACAUGAUAACAUUUUGUCCCAUCCCUGUGGCCAUUCAAAUCUGGAUCAUACUGUUCAUCCUCCCAUCAACUUCCCUGCUAUAAAGUAUGCACAACCCACAGUGCAAACAUCACAUACUCCAGUGAAGAUGAAGACAGUUCUGCAACAGCUGCUCUGUGUGGCUUCCUUUGUCAUAGUCAAUGGUGGCCAUAUGCGGCAAGUAAUAGGCGUGAAGGAUGCAAGAGGUCAGUGUCUUUGCAGCGUAGAAGUCAAUGAUAUUAUAUUCCCUGUGCAAAAAGUGGAAGCAUUGGAGACCAACUUUUACAACUUGACUGGAUUGCUACAGAAUCAUUUGAACCAGAUUUAUAAAGACAAAUCAUCCAUGGCUACCACAGCAGCAAACCUCACUGAGCUGGAGAAGCGUGUGAAAUAUGCAAAGACCUUUGGCACCCACAUUGACCUGGAUUUCAAGAAGCUUAUCAAUGACAUUCAGACAGUGGUGUCUAUAGCCAGUUCUAUGCAGAAGAAUGCAACCACACCCGCCACUAAUAUAACAAUUAGCAGCUUGAUGACAAAGGUCAACAAUAUCAGCACAUUGAUAACUACAAUGGAACAAUUUGACAGAAACAACAUAAUAACAGCACAACGUGAGAUUAUUGCUCUCCGGAAAAAGCUGCAGGAAUGCGAGGAAGAAAUUGUCCUUGCCUCUGGCAUUAAAACUGCCAAAGAGCCACCAUCACCACCAACUGGUAAAUGUGACCAUCAAGAGAUACAGAAGGUCAGUGAACCAGUUCUAGAGAAGCUCAACUGGAAAGGUUCAAGUUUUAAAGCUGGAUCCUGGGGGAAAGAUUUUGCCUUGGGGACCAAAUUCUCAGACUACUAUUGGGUUUUCCCAGCCAACCAAGAUGGGCGCACAAUGCAGAACUAUCGCCUAUACGCUUCACACAAAAAAUUGUUACUUUACUCCCCCAUCCGGGAAUUUAGCCUGAAGGUUAAGAAUAAUGAUAAGUGUGAAUAUUGUGGACAAGGAGCUGGGGUGGUCUUCUACAAUGGCUCAUUUUUUUACAACUGUUUUGAUAGUCGGGCCCUAUGCAGGGCAGAUCCGUUUAACAUGCGAUUAUCUCAUCAGGAGUUGAAGGACAAGGAUCCUGCUUCUUUCAAUGACUGGUUUUCCUAUAAGGGUGUAAAAUAUCAGGACAUGGACUUGGCAGGAGAUGAAAAGGGCCUCUGGCUUAUUCAUGGCUCCACAGCAGCGAAUGGCAAUGCAGUCAUCAAGAAAGUAGACCCUGUCACCUUGACUGUAGGGCCAUCUUGGAAUACUACACAGCAAAAGAUCACCAUGACCAAUACCUUCAUGAUCUGCGGGGUCCUGUAUGCCACCAGGAAAAAGAACACAACUCAUGAGGAAAUAUAUUACAUGUACGACACCAACACAUCUAAGGAACGCAACAUACAAAUAUUUAUGGAGAAACCUCUUCCUAACGUGCAGAGUUUAAAUUACAAUCCCAAUGACCAGAAACUCUACAUGUUCAAUGAUGGCUAUCUGGUUUGGUACAAUCUCACAUUCACAGCUCACAGAGCGGACAGGCUAGGAAGGCCUCCUGCUGUUGAGCAAGGCCAGGAAUCAAACACGCAAAUAGGAGGACCAAGCAUGGUGCAUGAGGGAGAGACAGCUUUGGUUAGCAUGGGACAGCCCAGUUCAAAUAGUAACCAGCAGCAAGACUCAGCAAGCCAAAGAGAAAGCAGUGCCAAUCAGGAGGAAAAAUCUAUGCCUGUGACCCCAGUAAGGCAAGACACUGCGAGGGAAGAAGGCCAGAGUGCUGUUAGCGAGGGAGAGUUUCAUAAGGGAAGGCAGGUGCAGUGA